This is a messenger RNA of Rhineura floridana, 2053 nucleotides long. RefSeq names its product transforming growth factor beta regulator 1 (gene FYRD1). The record is from RefSeq and is a predicted model, not a curated record. Gene Ontology annotation, biological process: regulation of cell cycle. Gene Ontology annotation, cellular component: nucleus. The transcript is spliced from 2 exons. Lineage: Eukaryota; Metazoa; Chordata; Lepidosauria; Squamata; Rhineuridae. The coding region runs from base 209 to 1222 and encodes 337 amino acids.
GCAACUCAACAGCCUUGCUUUGCCCCACUCCUUCCUCUUCUGAACCCUUGGCAUCCUUUUGUCCAGGGAGUAAAGGGUUACUCAAGCAGCACAAGGCAGAGGGGAGCUUCCGGUUCCUGGCAGAGCUUCUGGGAAAGGAAGGGGAGGAGCGACAGGCCUGUGCUUUCUUCUGUUCCUGUGAGCCCUGUUCCAUACUGCCCACCUUGCAAUGAAGAAAACUCCACGCAAAACCCAAGGUGAGCGUUACCGCCUGAAGUUCCGGCGCCUGCGUUGCGCAGCCAAAGUGUUGGUUUAUGAGAACGCAGCCCUGUGUGAUGAAAUCGCUAGACUUGAGACCAAAUACCUGCGAGUGCGUGAAGAGCGCCGCUUUCUGCUUGCUCGCCUGUUGCAAGCACAAGCCCUAGCAGAAGAUGAGCCGCCUCUGGCAGCUGUCGCUGCUGUUUCACAGCCCUCACCGGAUGAGCCAGCUGCCCGCAAGCCCCGCCGGGAACGCAAAGGCAAAGAGAAUGGCCGGGCCCCCAAGCGCAGGGCAGCACCAGAGCUGGGCACCCGCCGUCUGGUUCCUCCACUUCCCUUGGAUCCUUCUGGACGGCCGGUUUUCCCCAUCACAUUGGGCUUGCUGACAGUCUACAGCUUGGGGGAAAUUGUCCCCGACCGUCCAGGUUUCCACAUGGAGACUGCCAUUUAUCCUGUCGGGUACUGCAGCACCAGGAUCUUUGCCAGUGCCCGCAGACCAGUUCACCGCUGCCUCUACACCUGUCAGAUUAAGGAUGGCGGCACCGGGCCACACUUUGAGAUUGCCCCUGAGGAUGAGCCAGGUUGCGUUGUAGCUGGCUCCACUCCCGAUGCCUGCCACGCUCAGCUCCUCGAGGCUGUGGGUGCAGCUCAGGUCGAGCCAGCAGGUGCAGAGUUCUUUGGCCUCUCACACCCAGCCAUUCAGCACCUCAUCCAGAGCUGCCCAGGUGCUCGCAAGUGUGCUGGAUACCGCUGGCUCCGCUUUGAGGUGUGCCGCCAAGCAGAUGGGCCCCCUCCCGAGGGGUUACCCCCAGGAAACCCUGGGACUGACUUUGAGGCUUUCCAAAACCAAGGUUUGGCAGGGCCUGUGGGUCUUGACUUCCCCACUGCUACCCCUUCUCCACCUAGUGGCAAUGGAUAUGCAGAACUUUUUCUGCCCUCAGGAGGCUCCCCCAUCCCCCAAAGCCCAGAAAGCGACACUGACUGAAUCUGGCCGGUCACAUGCCUAUGCAGAAUUUGACUCUGAAGACCAGGGUCAUCCAGAACUCUACCUGGGUUUUCCCACAGCUGAAAUUGCACCAAUGUCAUCAACGGCUUGCACUGUACAAAGCAUCAAGUUUGAAAACUGAUGUAAUGUUGUCUCUUUCAUCCUUCAUGGGCAUCCAUUGACAUGUAGACCUCCAAGCGUGCAUGUGUAUUUACAUUCACACAGACUCUUGAAAUAAGUGCUUUAAAUGAUUACUUGACUAUUUCAUUUUGGCCUAGUCACCCCAAAGUAAAACCUCCCUUCUCUUGCGAAUGUGCCCCCAUAUGGCUUUAUGUACAUCUAAUUAUGUCCUUUGGACAACGAUAAAAGACGUUUAGCCCCACAAAGGCAUAUUUACCAGAUAACUUCACUGCAAGAGAAUAAUAUUUUUGUAUCAUAAACUAUUAGGUAAACUCCCCUGCAAAUGCUAUCUGCUAUAACCACUUGAAUGCUGGCCGGAAGCAAAAAUUUUGUAGGCCAGCAGUGUAUUUAAAAACUGGGAAUGUGUUAACCUGUGUUACAGCACAGAUCCCUGUGUUUCUCCAUUAAUGAAAGGCACUGUCACUAACCAUUGGUUGUUUUUCAUGGGCAAGUAGAAGCAGAUUAGGCCAAUAUUGGAGGAUUCAUGUUGGUGUAAUGAAAUGGCUUGCAUGGGAUAAGGAGCUGAUGGGAACUGAACUGAGCAUUGUGAUGGGUUUUCCCCUCUUUCAUUUCCUUUGAUGUGUAUGUUAAGAGGCUUGUAUGUGAGACUCAUUGCUGAAACCCCCUUGUAAUAAAGGUUUUGAAAUUCUG